UUUCCGCAAAAACAAUCAUGGCGUCCCACGGAGAAGAAGCGGGCGCCUCCAACUCGGCUGUGUCUGAGGACCAUGGAGAGCGAAAAGCAGCCGCUGUGUCGUUUGGAUUCACUAAAACAGUUAGCAAAUUCAAACAUCCGACCGCUGACGCUCCGACCAAGAAGGCAGAAAGGGAUUACUUGACUGGAAUCGACAGAAAUGAAUUACAGAGCACGAAACCAAGUGAAAAGCCCAAAGAGCUGAUCAUCCCCCUGAUCCAGAAGAACCGCUGGCACAAACCGGACCGGGCGGGCCAGAAAGAAGGCAAACCCGAGGACACGACCCGAGAUGUCGACUCCGUAGAAUCCCAGGCUGUCAAAGAGCUCAUCGAAGACUCACGGAGGCAGCUGGAGCAGUACCAGAACGGAUCCCAGGUAGACCUCAACCUCAGCAUCCCCCUGCUGAUGCAAAACAAAGCCCCAGAGGGCUUCGAGGACGGAGACCAUGUGAAGGUGGACCUGAGGCCUGAAUCUUCCACAGAGGCAGAUUACGAGAGCGUUCCCGUCGAGGCUUACGGACUGGCUAUGCUUAAAGGGAUGGGCUGGAAGAAAGGUGAAGGCAUUGGACGAACAUUUAAACAAGACGUGAAGCCGAUCGAACACGAGCUCCGUCCAAAAGGCCUGGGUCUGGGAGCCGAUCGUUCAGCCAUCAAAGACCUGGAGCCCCAAAGGCGUCAGCGUCCCCCGAAGCCAGGAGAAGAGCGAGAGAAGGAGGAGGAGCUGGUGAUGGGCGCUGGCGGCUGCGUGCUGGUGGAAUCAGGGGCACAUAAAGAGCUGUAUGGCAAGAUUGAAGGCGUUGAUGCAGACAACGCUCGAGUCGUAGUGAAGCUGGCCAUCGGUGGAAAGACUGUGACUAUCAGUCAGUACGCCGUGAAACUGGUGGGACGCAAAGAAUACGACAAAUACGGCAAAGACCUCAGUCGGCUCAGUAAAGCUCACAAAGAUAAAGAGCGGGAGAAGGAAAAAGAGCGGGAGAAAGAUCGGCGUCGGCAAGAGGAGAAAGAAAGGAGCAGCGACGACCGAGCAAAGCACAAGUCUUCAGAGAGAGACGGAGGAAGAGAUGAGAGGAAGAGGAAACACAGAGAAUCCAGUCAGGACAGAGAAAAACCUCCAGUGAAAGAAGCCCGGCGACCGCCGCCGCCCCCCUCCUGGCUCCAGAGGGACCUGAAAGUUCGCUUCAUAGACAAAGCUUUCAAAGGGGGCCAAUACUACAACUCCAAGAUGCGAGUGGAGGAUGUCCUCACGCCAUCGACCUGCGUGUGCCGAACUGAAGAGGGGAGGCUGCUGGACGAUGUGAAGCAGGACAUGCUGGAAACCAUCGUUCCAAAGCAGGAGAGCGACUCUGUGAUGGUUGUGCUGGGCGAGCACCGAGGACAGGUCGGCCGCAUUCUUCAGCGAGACAAGAACAAGUGCCGGGCGAUAGUUCAGCUCGACAGAUAUGAAGAGAAAGUGUUCACGCUGGACUAUGACUCCAUUUGUCACUAUGUGGGAGCAACGGAUGACUGACUCCGCCUCUUUUCUUGUUACAUUGUUUAUUCCACCUCACCUCAUCCUGUGUCUUUGUUGGAAGAAUAAUGUCUUUUAAUGCAACACAUUUUAUAAAUAAAAACUGAUUAGGAAUUUAUCGCAGGUGGGUCACAACCGCAAGGAAAUCUGACACAAAGCUGAUGUUUAUUCCAACCUUUACUGUUAACAACAACAAAGACAAUCUUAAUGUCAUAUAAAAUCAUAUUUACAUACAGCUGCUCUACUGGUUAGAGGAGAGUUAAACUCGGUGCUGCUCGGCGUCCUCAGCACACAGAUGUUAGAGUGAAGGAGCAGCCAUUCACCACGGGGCGUCGAGGAGGACCAGCUGCGCUGACUUCCUGCUUCCUGCCGGCCUGGCUCACUCCUUGGGUAUCUGGUUGGCCGCGUUGGCCCGGAGCACGGCUCCCGGGCUCGGGUACGGCCGCUGCUGGAACAGGGGCCCCGCCGCCGUGGUGUCGGCGCCGGUUUUCGCCUCGUUGCGUUUGGGCAGGCCGCUCGACCACGAACCCCUGUGGAGACGAGACGCUUUAGUGGCGGGGUUUUUUUUUUAUUUCUGGGCGGUGGAAUCAGUCCGCUGACCCGUGAAAGCCACGUCACGAUGAGAUCAUUCCAACUUCGUCAUGGUGACUGCUUAUUUAUAACUGUAGCCCCUCCCCCUUCCCCCUCGGGGUGUGUGCGAAAUUAAGUUGACCUUUUUCAUGAAUUGUCUUAA
Molecule: messenger RNA, 2277 nt
Organism: Salarias fasciatus (jewelled blenny)
Lineage: Eukaryota; Metazoa; Chordata; Actinopteri; Blenniiformes; Blenniidae
Gene: gpkow
Product: G patch domain and KOW motifs
Exons: 11
Coding region: 18-1544 (508 amino acids)
Biological process (GO): mRNA splicing, via spliceosome
Cellular component (GO): spliceosomal complex
Molecular function (GO): nucleic acid binding
Source: RefSeq, a predicted model, not a curated record